Diutina rugosa is the source of this 1956-nucleotide messenger RNA. It is a transcript of the gene HGT19, whose product is annotated as Hgt19p. The coding region runs from base 1 to 1956 and encodes 651 amino acids. Gene Ontology annotation, molecular function: myo-inositol:proton symporter activity. Gene Ontology annotation, cellular component: membrane. NCBI's taxonomy places the organism in Eukaryota, Fungi, Ascomycota, Pichiomycetes, Serinales, Debaryomycetaceae. The transcript has a single exon. The record is from RefSeq and is a predicted model, not a curated record. Gene Ontology annotation, biological process: transmembrane transport.
AUGUCGGAGCCCAAAAUCGUCAACCCGGAAAAUGAUCCAGUGCCGUUGAUGCAGCAGGACGCGCUGCACAAUCUGACAGCGGACUCUCUGUCAAUGAUGAAGUCUGGGCAGGAGUUCGACGAAAGACUGAGAAACCGUGAGGAAGCCGGUGGCGGUGAACGCGGGAACUUAUUAGCUCAUUACACAGAAGAAGAUGUCAUGAACUUGGGACGUCACUUCGCUGAGAAGUACGACCUCGACCCGGAAUUGUUUGCUCGUGCCGCUGCCUUGCUGCGGGCCCCGGAGGAUUAUCAGGACAUGCCUUUCAUCACUGAUGAUGAGAAGCAAAUUUUGUAUCGUGAAAUCGAACACCCUUACACAUCGAUCUCGCCGGCUGUGUUUUGGGUUAUCAUGGCCCUGUCGAUAUCUGCCGUUAUUCAAGGCAUGGACGAGUCAGUGAUUAACGGGGCAUCCCUUUUCUGGCCUAAAGCUUUUGGGGUAGUUGAAGGUUUUAAGAACUACGAUUUGGUGCAAGGUUUGGUCAACGGUGCGCCUUAUCUUUGUUGCUCGGUUUCAUGCUGGACCACGGACUUGUGGAACCGCCACUUGGGCCGUAAGUGGACGAUCUUUUGGACAUGUGGUAUUUCGUUUGCGACGUGUGUGUGGCAAGGUUUCGUCAACAACUGGUGGCACUUGUUCCUUUCUCGUUUCUUCCUUGGUUUUGGUAUCGGUCCAAAGUCGGCGACUGUUCCCGUGUACGCUGCUGAAUGUACGCCAGCCAAGAUUCGGGGUUCUUUGGUGAUGUUGUGGCAAUUCUUCACGGCUGUGGGGAUUAUGCUUGGCUAUGUCAUGUCGCUUGCUUUCUACUAUGUCCCUCGUCAUGGAAUCAAGUCGGGUAUCAACUGGCGGCUUAUGUUGGGUUCAGCUUGCUUACCUUGUAUCAUCGUGUUGAGCUCGAUGCCUUGGAUCCCUGAGUCUCCCCGUUGGUUGCUUGGUAAAGGAAGAGUCCACGAUGCUUGGGAUUCGAUGCAAAGAAUGCGUCGUUGUAAGAUUCUGGCUGCUCGAGACUUGUUCUACUCUUACACUCUUUUGAAGGAAGAAGCCCAAUACGACGUUCCUACUCCUCGGAGAGUAAAGGAAUUGUUCACUGUGCGUCGUAACCGCAACGCCACUAUUGGUUCGUGGAUCGUUAUGUUCAUGCAACAAUUCUGUGGUAUCAAUGUCAUUGCAUACUACUCGUCGUCUAUCUUCAUUUUAUCCGGGCUCUCCGAGGUCAAAGCCAUGUUGGCUUCGUGGGGGUUCGGUAUGGUGAAUUUUGUUUUCGCUAUUCCUGCGUUCCUUGUCAUUGACAAAUUGGGUCGACGUAACUUAUUGUUAAUUACAUUCCCUUUGAUGGGUGCUUUCUUGUUUGUCACUGGUUUCGGCUUUUUGAUCAAUGACAACAAUAAACAUGGUCGUUUGGCAAUGGUAUCGGUUGGGAUCUAUUUCUUCACUGCUGUCUACUCUUCGGGUGAAGGUCCGGUACCGUUCACCUACUCUGCCGAAUGUUUCCCCUUAUACGUUCGUGACUUGGGCAUGUCGUGGGCCACAGCAACUUGUUGGUUUUUUAACUUUAUUUUGGCAUUUACUUGGCCAAGAUUACUUAACGCUUUCGGCAAUGUCGGGGCAUUUAUGUGGUACGCGGGUUGGAACGUUGCUGGGUUCUUCAUGGUUUUACUUUUCGUUAUCGAAACCAAGGGUCUCACUUUGGAAGAAUUAGAUGACCGUUUCAAUGUUUCGAUGCACACGCAUGCUGUUUACCAAUUCAGAAACUUCUGGAAUUCGGUUCAACGUCAUGUUUUCCGCAAGAAGAUCGCGAAAUUGCCGCCUCUCACCUACACUAACAGAAACCAUAUCUCGAACCAAGAAUGGGAAAGCAAGGGUAUCGAGAUUGAUCACUUGGAAGAUACCGCUCGUUUCCCUGGCGAGAAGGCUUGA